Messenger RNA from Capsicum annuum, 843 nucleotides. RefSeq lists its product as uncharacterized. Lineage: Eukaryota; Viridiplantae; Streptophyta; Magnoliopsida; Solanales; Solanaceae. The record is from RefSeq and is a predicted model, not a curated record. The coding region runs from base 233 to 556 and encodes 107 amino acids. The transcript has a single exon.
CUUACCCAAACACCCUCUUUAUCUAUCUUUACAUGCCGAGUGGGUAAUUACUUUUGAUGAGCGGCCAAAUGGGGCCGGAACAUAAAUGGGCUAGACGUGAGUAUAACUAUCCCGAGUAACUUGAUUCUCAAGCCUACCAAAAUACCCCGAAUCCUCUAGAAACUUUUCUUCACCUAUCUACAUCUUUCUUUUCUGUUGUUCAAAUAACCAAAUUCCAAGUUAUCAGAAACAAAUGUUCUUCUUCUUCGUAGGAGGACUAGAGCAGCAAGUUAGACAAGUAUUGAAGAGCAGGGCGGGAAGGUGCAUUGCGUGCGGAUCACGCGCCGACCUCGUAGACUAUGACAAGGUCUUGAAACUCUUCUUUGUUCCGGUAUGGAGAUGGCCUGGAAAACAGCCGGUGAUGUACUGCAAUGACUGUAAACUCUUCUUCCCUCAAUCUCUAACUCCUCCUCCGCCGUCCAUGGACGGUGUGCCGGACGUUCUUAGGUGUCAAUUCUGUCGCCGGGAAGUGGAUGGAGAUUUCCGAUUCUGCCCUUUCUGUGGUAAUGCACUGUGAAUUUGACAUGUAAUAAUGAUAAAUAAUAAGUAGACGCUUAUGGUUUUGAAAUACUUUGUAAUUAUGUUCUCUGAGGAAUAAGUUCGAGGAAUAUUUUCUGUUUUCUGUUUUGAAAAUGUAUUAGUACUGCUAGAUGAGUUAUUAGGAAUUCUGCAAAUUACGUUAAAAAUAAUGAAUGGGUUGUAAAUGUGUAAUAACCUAAACCAGUUUAUUAGUGCUAUUUGAUGGCAUAGUGCUAAUGGUGAGCAAUUUCUCUUUUAAUCAUCAAAAUUCGAAACUACUUGGGA